AUGCCACCGAGGAUCGCCAAUGAGCAGGCUGCUCCUAAGCCCAAGGGCACUGCAAAGGGCAAAAAAAAGAAUGGUAAUCCUGGAAGUAGAGCAGCAAAGGCCAUUGCAGGACCGCCGAGUGGUCCCACUUCGGCAGCAAAUGAUGUCACCAGUGAUCUACAGAAACACGUGGAGGAGCUGCAAGCCCAGCUAGCAGAGCAGAAAUCCUUGCGUGAAGCGGCUGAGCUUCACGCAAAAACCAGUAAUGCUGUACAGGUCAAAGAGAAGACAUUGAUACCGAAGCCGCCCGGCUCUGCUGGUGCAGGCUUCAACCUGCAGGUCGAGAUGGGGCUGGAGGACAAUGACGCACAGUACCAAGCAAUCCUACGCAUCAUGCUGCAGACGUUCCCGAUGAUGAGAGACUUCGUCAACGACUGGCCGACAGCUGAGAUCAUCAAGCAGUAUAUGCGCAAUAAGCGCAAAUAUGCUGUUGGCACAGGAACGCUGGAGCCGCGCAAUGUGCGGAUGAAGGGGAUGCCUGGAGCCAAUGUCGGCGGGUCACGCAAGAAGGGUGGUACCUCGAACAUGGCCAUGGGUCAGAGCUCAGCAAGUGGCGAGGAGGAGAACGAAUCAGUCGAGGUCGACAGGGGUGACAGAGCAGGGGAAGAGGAACAUGCGAACUGA
Messenger RNA from Sparassis crispa, 663 nucleotides. RefSeq lists its product as hypothetical. The record is from RefSeq and is a predicted model, not a curated record. The coding region runs from base 1 to 663 and encodes 220 amino acids. NCBI's taxonomy places the organism in Eukaryota, Fungi, Basidiomycota, Agaricomycetes, Polyporales, Sparassidaceae. The transcript is spliced from 5 exons.